AAUACAGAGGUUUCUGUUCUAUUUUCAUUUCCAUUUAUAUUCCUCCAAACGACUUAUACAAACCCAGUUGAUAUUAUUCUGAUUUAAUGUUUUUUCCUAGAGCUUUUUGUGCUCUGAUCAUUCUACUUUUCACGCUUCUAUCCUCUACCGAUGCAGUUCGAUCAUUUCCCAAUGAAGCGCACAUUGAGUUGGGCAUGUCUUUGCAGUUCUCAGAGGCACCGGAGUACAAAAACGAACCCAAAUGCGCCGUCGUUCUGGCCGGAAAGUGUAAGCCAUUUGCAUGCGACCCUUCGCUUGUUCACAUCGCCAUGACUAUUGAUUUGGAGUACUUAAGGGGCUCUGUUGCGGCUGUUCAUUCUGUUCUCAGGCACGCUUCUUGCCCGGAAAAUAUAUUCUUUCACUUCAUUGCCUCCGAUUCCGGCGUGGUCACUUUGCCUGAACUUACCCGGAUUGUCCGGUCAACGUUCCCUUCUCUGAAUUUCAAAGUUUACAAUUUCAAGGAAAGUAUAGUCAACAAUCUAAUAUCGUCGUCGAUUCGUCAGGCCCUUGAUAUCCCAUUGAACUAUGCAAGAAGCUACUUGGCAGAUAUACUUGAGCCCUGCGUUGAGCGUGUAAUCUACCUAGACUCCGAUAUCAUUGUUGUUGAUGACAUUCAGAAGCUCUGGGGUGUUUCUCUAACUGGGUCAAGAACAAUUGGAGCUCCGGAAUAUUGUCAUGCGAAUUUCAUCAACUACUUCUCCGACGAAUUUUGGUCGGACCCUGAGUUUUCCGAGGUUUUUGCAGGGAAAAGGCCUUGUUAUUUCAACACGGGUGUGAUGGUGAUGGAUUUGGUGAGGUGGAGAGAGGGUGAUUACACGAGGAAGAUCGAGAAAUGGAUGGAAAUUCAGAAAGAGAGGAGGAUUUAUGAGCUGGGUUCUCUUCCGCCGUUUUUGUUGGUUUUUGGUGGAGAUGUUGAGGCCAUUGAUCAUAGAUGGAACCAGCAUGGGCUUGGUGGGGAUAAUGUGGUGAGUAAUUGCAGGUCUUUGCAUCCAGGUCCUGUGAGUUUGCUUCACUGGAGCGGCAAGGGGAAGCCAUGGGCAAGGCUUGAUGGGAGGACGCCAUGCCCAGUUGAUUAUCUAUGGGCUCCUUACGAUCUCUACAAAAUCCACCACCAUUUCCGAAAACAAAAAAAGCAGUAACCGGACAUAUAUAAAUAUAUAUAUUCUUUUGAUUCGUCCUACAAUCGAGAAAAUUCAUUUGUGUAUAAAGAAGAGAUUCAUCAUAUUCGGAUGAAAUUAUGUA
Messenger RNA from Corylus avellana, 1281 nucleotides. RefSeq names its product galacturonosyltransferase-like 10 (gene GATL10). The record is from RefSeq and is a predicted model, not a curated record. Gene Ontology annotation, molecular function: glycosyltransferase activity. Lineage: Eukaryota; Viridiplantae; Streptophyta; Magnoliopsida; Fagales; Betulaceae. Gene Ontology annotation, cellular component: Golgi apparatus.